GGCCUGUCUCCCGGGUGACAGGAGGCCGAGAUGGCGGCGCGGGAGGCGGCGGCGCAGCAGCAGCAGCGGUGGCGGCGCGCGCCCGGCUUUGAAUGAGGGGCGGCCGGCGAGGGCGGAGGCUGCGGGAGCGGCCGCCUCGGCCCCUGGCGCCCCGCGCCCCCUGGAGAGCCUUCCUCCUUGGGGCAGGGCAGUAUUGGAGCAGCCUACCUAAUGAUCCACCUUCCUGACUCUUCCUAAUUUAAAGCCUGGAAUAUAAAAAGUGAUUUAAAUGCCAUAGCAUAUUUGAAAUCAAGCUGUCCUUCCAUGGAAUACUCAUGGCCUGAGGAAAAUGUCACAGGGCUGCCUUCUCUUCUCACCAGAAGGAAGGGUUUCUCACCAUGGCCAUAACACAGUUUCGACUCUUUAAAAUCUGUACUUGCCUGGCAGCAGUGCUUUCUUUCAUUAAAAAGUUAAUAUGCAGGUCUGGAAGAGGGCGAAAGUUAAGUGGAGACCAAAUAACUUUGCCAACCACAGUGGAUUAUUCAUCUGUUCCUAAACAGCCUGAAGUAGAAGACUGGUCUUCAUGGGAUGAAGAUGCACCCACCAGUGUGAAGAUUGAAGGUGGCAAUGGUAAUGUGGCUGCUCAGCAAAAUCCUUUGGAACAAAUGGAACCUGAUUAUUUCAAAGAUAUGACACCAACUAUAAGAAAAACUCAAAAAAUAGUUAUUAAAAAACGAGAGCCUCUAAAUUUUGGGAUUGCAGAGGGAAACACAGGAUUCUCUAGCAGAUUAGCAGCUACACAAGAUAUUCCUUUUAUUCACCAGUCCCCUGAACUGGGAGACUUGGAUACUUGGCAAGAAAAUACUAAUGCCUGGGAAGAAGAGGAAGAUGCUGCCUGGCAGGCAGAAGAAGUUCUUAGACAACAGAAGAUAGCAGAAAGGGAAAAAAGAGCAGCAGAACAACAACGAAAGAAAAUGGAGAAAGAGGCCCAAAGGCUAAUGAAAAAGGAACAAAACAAAAUUGGUGUAAAACUGUCCUAACAGAAACCAGGCAUCAGUGGCAGUGCCAGUGAAAAAGAAUUUCAGCUCUACAACAUACAUAUUGGUAUUGAUUUAAGUAUUUCUAGGACUUCAACACACUGCUUGGUUUCAAUGUAUUCUUCAGGUCAUCUUGGAAGCCAGGAUUCUCCCAAAAUAUCUUGAACUACUAGUAGGUGGUUCUUAAAGGAGAAAAAACCCACAGAAAAUCAUGCCUUGACGGAAUGAUAUUUCCUGCAAUAGUUCUAUUCCAGCACCCUUCUUUGCAGCAAAAGUGAUUGAGCAAGGUUGUUGAUUGAAAGACAGUCGUCAUGAACAGCUCAAGCCUAAAGAAAAGAAUGUAAAUAUUCAGUGGUGGGAAAUCUACUGUAUUGUCUGUGCUUACCUGAAAUAUGUAAUUAAACAGUUUUAAAGAA
Messenger RNA from Harpia harpyja (harpy eagle), 1432 nucleotides. RefSeq names its product estrogen receptor binding site associated antigen 9 (gene EBAG9). The transcript has 8 exons. The record is from RefSeq and is a predicted model, not a curated record. The coding region runs from base 378 to 1019 and encodes 213 amino acids. Lineage: Eukaryota; Metazoa; Chordata; Aves; Accipitriformes; Accipitridae. Gene Ontology annotation, cellular component: secretory granule.